UCUCAUCCUCCACCGGCUCCAAGAGCUCAUCACCAUCCAUCAACACUCUUCAAUCCCCCCCUUCCCGCUACUCUAAGAUUUCUCACACUUAUCUUAACUACCGCUCCAGGGAGCACACGCCUACAACCAUACCUUCAACAUGAACCUUUCAUUACUCGACCCGUUCACCCUUGCCCAGGACUAUCCUGAGUCCCUCUCAUCGGAGCUCCGAUCGGGCCAUUCAACUUGUGUUCGAUUCAACCGUAAAGGAGAUCUUAUUGCCUCCGGAAGGCUAGAUGGCACAGUAGUCCUCUUUGACGUCGAGACAAAUGGCCUUGCCCGCUACCUCCGUGGCCAUGUUCGCGGAAUUCAAUCCCUCAGUUGGUCUCAGGACGGCAUUUUUCUCGCCAGUGCUUCACAAGAUUUCAAAGUAAUUAUUUGGGAUCUUUCAAAACAGGGAGAGGGGGCAUCACGAACCAUACGUUUUCCUGCUCCGGUCUACUGCGCUGAACUUCACCCGAAAAACCCGAACAUUUUUGUUUGCGCCCUAUUCGAAGAUUCACCUUACCUUGUAGAUAUAUCCGACCAUGUGCCGAGAAAAUACCAGCUUACAAGUGCACCCAAGCGACCGCUACAGCCGGGCGCAGAGGAAGGAGAAAUUGAUGAAAAGCGGGCUGCAGCUGAUGCAAAACAAAUGACUACCGCAUCUGUAUUCACUGCUACUGGUGACCAUAUUAUUACUGGAUCCAACAAAGGCUGGGUGAAUGUGAUCUCCACCACAACGAAGGAGAUGAUUCAUUCCACCCGGGUCACCUCUGGCUGUAUUACUUACAUUAGGCUCACAAUGUCUGGUAGAAACAUGGUCGUAAAUGCUAAUGAUCGGGUCUUGAGGUCCAUCAAUAUCCCAGAUAAUCUUAAAGAGGGUGUUGAUGGUAACGACGUUCGACUUAUCGUAGAGCACAAGUUUCAAGAUGUCGUCAACAGGCUGCUAUGGAAUCACUGCACCUUUUCUGGAAACGGCGACUACCUGACUGCCACAACUUUUAAAAACCAUGACAUCUACAUCUGGGAAAGAAGCAUUGGUGUUCUCGUCAAAAUCUUAGAAGGCCCAAAAGAAGAACUGGGCACAGUAGAGUGGCAUCCAACCCGCCCCCUCAUCGCCGCGACUGGUCUCGAGAGCGGCAAAAUCUUCAUCUGGGCAACAUCCAAUCCCCAACGCUGGUCAGCCCUAGCCCCGGACUUCCGCGAACUAGAAGAAAAUAUUGAAUACCAAGAACGCGAGGACGAGUUCGAUAUACAUCUAAAAUGGGACCUCACGAAACGCAAGCUACAUCAGGAAAAUGAAAUCGUAGACGCGGUGACCAUCGAACGGGCGAGAGGUGAAGUCGAAGAUGGGUGGAAUAUGCCAGUCGUGUUGGACCUCGAAGAUACCGAGAGCGAGUCCGAUUCCCCGCCUCCUUCCGGGCCGGGAGAGCGGAAGAGAAAGAGUCCCGUGCCUUCGAAGGCGAAUGGGAAUAAUGCAGGUGCUAAUGGGAAUGGCACGGGCACUACGAGGUCGAAGAGACGGAGGGCUGAUUAG
Messenger RNA from Tuber melanosporum (Perigord truffle), 1558 nucleotides. RefSeq lists its product as uncharacterized. The transcript has 5 exons. NCBI's taxonomy places the organism in Eukaryota, Fungi, Ascomycota, Pezizomycetes, Pezizales, Tuberaceae. Gene Ontology annotation, cellular component: Set1C/COMPASS complex. The record is from RefSeq and is a predicted model, not a curated record. The coding region runs from base 140 to 1558 and encodes 472 amino acids. Gene Ontology annotation, molecular function: protein binding.